Molecule: messenger RNA, 868 nt
Organism: Daucus carota subsp. sativus
Lineage: Eukaryota; Viridiplantae; Streptophyta; Magnoliopsida; Apiales; Apiaceae
Exons: 3
Coding region: 151-657 (168 amino acids)
Source: RefSeq, a predicted model, not a curated record
CAAUUCAAAACCCUGCCCUUUCUCGUCCCGACACCCAAAAUCAACCCUAAUCCUUUUACUCUCUCUCUAUAUAUUUCUCUCUCUCUAUCUCACUUGUAUUGUACUACCCUCAAUUACUCUCUCUCUCUAGAAGCUACUCAAUUUGGGGCAAUGGAGAUGGUGGCUUUGAGGACUGAAGCUGUGGCUGUCAAGAAGCUAAUUGUGUCUACUUUUGUUGUUGAAACUGUCUUGGCUGCUCAAAGAUCCGUGCUUUGCUUGCUCUUGCUGGCUGAUGUCUUGCUGAAAAUUAAAGACAGAUUGCUGGAUUUGAUUGGUGGUGAUCAAAGGUUUCCUGUGGAGGAGCUUCACAGAAGGAAACGCCCUGAAACGGAAAAUGUAGAUGGCAGUGAUACCGAGGAUGACGAGGAAGACGAUGAUGAUGUUGAACAGGAUGAUGAUGAAGGAGAUGAAGAUUUCUCCGGUGAAGAGGGAGGUGAUGACGACGAAGAGGGAGAUCCCGAGGAGGAUCCAGUGGCAAAUGGUAAUGGCGGCAGUGGCGACGAAGAUGACGAGGACGAGGAUGGUGAUGGCGACGAAGAUGAGGAUGGCGAAGACGAGGAGGACGACGAAGAAGACGAGGACGAAGAGGAUGCACCUCCAGCGAAGAAGAGAAAGUAAAAUAGAUUUAGUUGUUGCCUGUGUUUAUUUACAUUUGCUUGGAGUCUGUAGUGAGAACUAGGAAGGAGUACUUGGUUUUCAUCAGUUAUCAUGAUGUAGGAAAUUAUCCUGUUGGUAUUCUUAAUGAAGUUUCUGGUCAUGUGACAGCUUGUAAUGAUGUAGCUCUCUCUGUGGCACAUCUUAUUCAGGGGUAGGUAGUGUUGACUGUUCA